AUGGUUUCCUUCACUUGUAGCGUCUGUCAAGACGUUGUGAAAAAACCCAAAGUUGCGGGUCACGGGAAUAUGUGCCGCGGCGCCUCUUUUGCGUGUGUGGAUUGCAUGGAAGUGUUUGACAUUCACACUGUUAAGGGCCACACUUCAUGUGUAACGGAGGUUGAAAAAUAUCAGGGAAAAUGGCGGCGCAACACUUCAGGUGGAUUUCAGCCGCAGCAACAACAAAACCAAAAACUUAAUGGACAUCAAAAAUCUGCUAAUGAUAGUGAUGAUGAAAACCACUACGGUAAUGGUAAAAGCGAUAGUAAAGGAUACAUCAAUGGUAAUAAUGCGGGAAGGAAUGGUGCAGAUAAGAAAAUGCGACGGCCCGCCAUGCAGCUAAGCAGCGAUUCAGACGACGAUGACGACUCGUGGGUAAAACAAAAGAAGAAAACUUCCAAUAAGGCGGGAGAAGCAGAAAAAACAACUCAAUCAACAGAUGCAUCAUCAUCAUUAUCAUCAUCAUCCGUAGUGGCAGCGAAGGCGGUAUCAAAUGUUUUAAUUACCGCUGCGACGGUUUAUGAAGCGGAAGGCGCUGAAGUGCGGCGGGGGAAACGACAUCGGUUAGAACCAUUAGUGCUACCGCGUUCCGUGUGCUCGACGGAGGCAUCCGAUUGCGUUGUUCCAAGUUUUGUAUUGGGAAGUGAUGAUGAGGUGACAAAAGUGGUGCGGUGGGUUCUUGAAGAUGCGGCACCGGCAACACUCAACAUGAAAGAACUCGCACGGAAACUUGUGGAAUGUUAUGAGGCCCGGCUCGCACGGAAGUUGCGAUGUGUUGUGGAGUCACUCAUACGCCGGGGGAAACUCCGCCUUGAGGAGGGUGUGGUAAUGAUGCGAGAUGAAGAGGCGGGAUAA
This is a messenger RNA of Trypanosoma brucei brucei TREU927, 894 nucleotides long. RefSeq lists its product as hypothetical. NCBI's taxonomy places the organism in Eukaryota, Euglenozoa, Kinetoplastea, Trypanosomatida, Trypanosomatidae. Gene Ontology annotation, cellular component: nucleolus. Gene Ontology annotation, biological process: rRNA processing; negative regulation of transcription by RNA polymerase II. The transcript has a single exon. Bases 1 to 894 code for a protein of 297 amino acids. Gene Ontology annotation, molecular function: DNA binding. The record is from RefSeq and is a predicted model, not a curated record.